Messenger RNA from Drosophila navojoa, 1631 nucleotides. It is a transcript of the gene ifc, whose product is annotated as delta4-sphingolipid-FADS-like protein ifc. Gene Ontology annotation, cellular component: membrane. Gene Ontology annotation, molecular function: sphingolipid delta-4 desaturase activity. Gene Ontology annotation, biological process: ceramide biosynthetic process. Lineage: Eukaryota; Metazoa; Arthropoda; Insecta; Diptera; Drosophilidae. The record is from RefSeq and is a predicted model, not a curated record.
UGUUAGACGGGAAAUAUUAUACGUACAUAUCGGUCGAUAAUGAGAAUCAGCUGGAUAUAAGCUGACUUUAUACACGACAAUAACAGCCAAUCGACACAGCGCAACAGCAACAAUUAGUAGAUCCAUUACUCAAAAUUAAAAUGGGACAAAAAGUGUCGCGCAAUGAUUUCGAAUGGGUUUAUACGGAAGAGCCGCAUGCCUCGCGUCGCAAAAUCAUACUCGAGAAAUAUCCGCAAAUCAAGAAACUCUUUGGACAUGAUCCCAACUUUAAAUGGAUAGCCGGCGCGAUGGUGCUGACCCAAAUACUGGCCCUGUUCAUUGUCAAGGACCUGUCGUGGCCCUGGCUCUUGGCAUCAGCCUAUUGCUUUGGCGGCAUUCUGAAUCAUUCGCUAAUGCUAGCAGUGCACGAAAUAUCCCACAAUUUGGCCUUUGGCCACAGCCGGCCCAUGCACAAUAGAGUGUUUGGCUUCUUUUGCAAUUUGCCCAUAGGACUACCCAUGAGCAUUUCGUUCAAAAAAUAUCACUUGGAACAUCAUCGUUAUCAAGGCGAUGAAGUGAUUGAUACGGAUAUACCCACAUUGCUGGAGGCGCGACUAUUCGAUACGACAUUUGGUAAAUUUGUGUGGGUCUGCCUGCAGCCGUUCUUCUACAUAUUCCGUCCGCUGGUGGUGAACCCGAAACCGCCGACACGUCUGGAGAUAGUUAAUACGAUCAUACAGCUGACAUUCAAUGCGGCUGUGGUUUAUUUCAUCGGUUGGAAGGCAAUGGCAUAUCUGCUGAUUGGCUCGAUAUUGGCCAUGGGCUUGCAUCCGGUGGCCGGGCACUUCAUAUCGGAGCACUAUAUGUUUGCCAAGGGCUUUGAGACAUACUCAUAUUACGGUCCACUCAAUUGGAUCACCUUCAAUGUGGGCUAUCACAAUGAACAUCACGACUUUCCGUCAGUGCCCGGCUCUCGGCUGCCGGAGGUGAAACGCAUCGCCAAGGAGUUUUACGAGACGAUGCCACAGCACACCAGCUGGACGCGUGUGCUCUACGACUUCGUAAUGGAUCCGGCUGUGGGCCCAUAUGCGCGCGUCAAGCGGCGUCAGCGCGGACUGGCAUCCUAAGAUGAGGCGUGGCGAGGCGAGGCGAGGCUUGGCGAGGCGCCCACCCCAUUCGUAUUGGCGAAUGUUGCAAUGAUUUUACUAGCGGUUUCCUGGCAUUAUGUAAUCUCAGUGUUUAGCUUUAGAACUAAGUAGAUAUUUUAUUCGAUUUCUCUUCUCAAGGGGCAAGCGAAAGCAAGCGCAACUACUACUAAAUAUGCCUGCCAAAUUCUAGAUUUUUGUAUAACUGAUUUAUGGCUUAAAAACUAGAAGCAUUGAUUGUUAAGCGCUAUUAUUAAACUAUUAUUGUUACCUCGGCACACAACUGCAAACGAAGGCAUGUUAAAAAUGAUAAAUUAUUGUAAAUCUUGUCCAACUGAUAUGCAAAUAUAUAUAUGUAUGUUUAUAUAUGAAUAUAUGUAUUGCAAAACAGAAGAAGAUUAAUAUGUUGUAGUGCUUUAGUAUUUUCUAAAUAUGUAUAUUUCUAAAUUAAUGCCUAAUGCUGCAGCACACAGUACCAACUAUUUUUGAUAGCCUCUUGUAACUAAU